This is a messenger RNA of Rhodotorula graminis WP1, 1267 nucleotides long. RefSeq lists its product as uncharacterized. The coding region runs from base 1 to 1128 and encodes 375 amino acids. Gene Ontology annotation, cellular component: mitochondrial inner membrane. The record is from RefSeq and is a predicted model, not a curated record. The transcript has 12 exons. Lineage: Eukaryota; Fungi; Basidiomycota; Microbotryomycetes; Sporidiobolales; Sporidiobolaceae. Gene Ontology annotation, biological process: transmembrane transport.
AUGGCGACCUUAGCCACUGUCGACCCUCUCGCCACGCGCACCGCCCGCCACCAUCCGCACCAGCUCGCCGACGCCGCCGCUUUCCACGACUCGGCCGCCAACACCGCGACCCGGCCCGCCGCGGCACCACCACCACCGUCGCACGCCGCCUACGUCCUGUCGUGGACGCCCGACUCGCCCUGGAGAAAGGUCCCUCUCCCUCCAGCGAGCGCCUUCUUCGCCGGCGCCCUCGCAGGCGCAGCAUCUCGCACCGUCGUGUCGCCCCUAGAGCGCCUCAAGAUCAUCCUCCAGGUGCAAGGCGCGUCGGCGCAGUACAACGGCGUGUGGCAAGGCCUCAAGAAGAUGUGGCGAGAAGAAGGGUUCAAGGGCUACAUGCGCGGCAACGGCAUCAACGUCUUGCGGAUAGCGCCCUACUCAGCCGUGCAGUUCUCGUCGUACGAGAUGUUCAAGGGCGCGCUCAAGAGCGACGACGGCUCGAUCGACACGCCGAGACGGCUCCUCGCUGGCUCGCUCGCCGGCAUCUGCAGCGUCGUGAGCACGUACCCUCUCGACCUCGUCAGGUCACGGCUGUCGGUCGAGUCGGCGUCGCUGGGGAUGCGGGAAGGGCGGACAGACGGGAGGAGUACGGGCAUCGUGCGCAUGACUGUGAGGGUCAUGAAGGAGGAGGGCGGCGUCAGGGCGCUGUAUCGAGGGCUCGUGCCGACUUCAGCGGGCGUCGCGCCCUACGUCGCCUUCAACUUUGCGUCGUACGAGCUCCUCAAGCUCCACAUCUCGGGCCUCGACCCGCAGCACCGCCCGCCCAACACGUUCGAGAAGCUCGUGUGCGGCGGCGUCGCGGGCGGCAUCUCGCAGACGCUCACGUACCCGGCCGACUUGCUGCGACGACGGAUGCAGAUGGUCGGGCUCAAGAGCCAGGCGCUCGGGUACCAGUACAAGGGCGCGUGGGACGCCGUGUUUACCAUCAUCCGCACCGAGGGCAUCCGGGGCAUGUACAAAGGCAUCUGGCCCAACCUCCUCAAGUGCUUCCCCGCCAUGUCUGUCUCGUUCGCCGUCUACGAGGUCUCGAAGGAGCACAUGGACGCGUGGAGUGCCGCACGGGCGGAUGCGGAUGCAGCUGAAGACGAGUAGGCUGCGAGGGCGCGGAACUAGACCGGCGACGAGGAGGAGGAGGAGGAGGAGGCCGACGCACAUUCAUCUGCCUCUUGCGCACCUGUACUACCCUUGUCGUCGACUGUAUGCCACUGCCAUAGAGCAUCUUGUCCUCUCG